This is a messenger RNA of Sphaeroforma arctica JP610, 231 nucleotides long. RefSeq lists its product as hypothetical. Bases 1 to 231 code for a protein of 76 amino acids. The transcript has a single exon. The record is from RefSeq and is a predicted model, not a curated record. Lineage: Eukaryota; Ichthyosporea; Ichthyophonida.
AUGCUUACAUUCAACAUAUCAGAAGCAGAACGAAACCAAGCGUUGAAUUUCAAUUUUGAAGAUGGCGCGUCAACGGGAGAUGCACGGACAUCGCAGCGUAAGCCACUCUCGCUGAGGGAAUCAGCUUGUCCGGUUGAUGAUAUGGAACACGAAGAUACACCUUCGCCGUUCCAGGCGGACAUCACCGUCAUACAAAAUCAUCUAUCGCAAUCCAAUCAAGGGUUGCCGUGA